AUGCGACUCUUGCAACUCAAAGCGGAUGGCAGCCUCAGACUUGAAGACCACCCCCACGAGGACGCCCCGCCAUAUGCUAUCCUCUCGCACACCUGGGGACCCGAUGACCAGGAGAUCACCUUUCAAGACGUUCAACAUCAUACAGGCCACCACAAAGACGGAUAUCAAAAGCUCACGUUCUGUGGCCAACAGGCUGCGCUGGAUGGCCUGAAGCAUUUCUGGACCGACACUUGCUGUAUAGACAAGUCUAACAGCCAGGAGCUUCAAGAAGCGAUCAAUUCCAUGUUUUGCUGGUAUAGAGAUGCCAACCAUUGCUACGUCUUCCUCACCGAUGUACACAAAAGUAGCAGCGACAAUGACGACCACAGACUGUCACAAGGACAAUGGAAAACAGCGUUCAGAAGCAGCCGGUGGCUGACCCGCGGUUGGACGCUUCAGGAGCUGAUCGCCCCAAGAUCAGUCAAGUUCUUCUCGGCAGAGGGGAAAGCAUUGGGCGACAAGAAUACGCUAGAGGCACUGCUCCACGAAUGCACAGGGGUCCCCAUCGACGCCCUUCGAGGGAGACCUCCAGCUGAUUUCAGCAUCAACGAGCGGCUCUCUUGGCUGGGGAAUCGCAAGACGAAGCGCCCCGAAGAUCUCGCGUAUUGCAUGUUCGGCAUCUUCGACGUCCAUAUGCCACUCAUCUACAGCGAGGGGCAGGAGAAGGCCUUCCUCAGACUGAGACGAGAGAUUGAACCCACACCGCGACGCGUCGAACCCUUCUCGACCGUCCCGUUCCUCCCCGAUGCCGACUUCGUCGAGCGUCCAGAUGUUACCGCGUGGCUGGAUACAACCCUCGCGCAGCCAGGCGGCCGUGCCGCACUUGUCGGCCUGGGAGGUAUCGGCAAGUCUCAGGUAGCGAUCGAGUACGCGCACCAAACCCGACAACGAUCGCCGAGUACGUACGUGCUCUGGGUGUACGCCGACACCGAAGCGCGGUUUGAGGAGGCGUAUCGCGGCAUUGCAGACCGACUGCAGCUGCCACGGCGCCAUGAUCCCAAGGUCGAUGUGCUGCAGCUGGUGUAUGACUGGUUGUUCAACGCGGAGAAUGGGCAGUGGCUAAUGAUACUGGACAAUGCGGAUGAUGUCGAAGUGUUCUUUCCAAGACGCCCUGACCGGGCUGGGACGAGUGUGUCGAAGCAACGGCCAUUAGGAUCGCUCCUGCCUCAGAGCACAAACGGCAGGAUCCUCAUCACGUCGCGGAGCAGGGAGGCAGCCCAAAGAAUGACGGGCAGCAAGUGGAAGACCUUCCCGAUGCAAGUGAUGGACGAGAACCAAGCAACGCAAUUACUUCAGAAGAAGCUCCGGGAUGAGUACGAAGAAAAGGCGGCCGCUCUGCUGUCUGGUGCACUCGAGUAUGUACCUCUCGCAAUCACGCAGGCUGCCGCUUAUAUUGUCCGACGAUCGCCACGAAUCUCGUGCUCGUCAUACCUAGAACAGUUUCGAAAGAGCGAGAAAAAGAAGGAAAGCCUGCUGGAUCGAGAUCUAGGUGAUCUCCGGCGUGACGGGAUGGCGGCGAACUCGGUCGUAGUGACGUGGCAGAUCACGUUCGAACAGAUCCAGAAGGAGCGGCGGUCGGCCGCAGACUUGCUCUCUCUCAUGAGCCACUUCGACCCGCAGGAGAUACCGGAAUGGGUACUGCGAAGCUACUAUCAGCGGAGAUGCAGGAGUGGGAAACAUCACGACAAUGGAAAGGAAACCGACGAGGACGGCGAAGAUUACCACGGCGAGGACGGUCUGGACGAUGACCUUGAAACGCUCCGAGAUUACUCGUUAGUAGCCGUGACCGUGCAACAAGGCAUCUACGAGAUGCAUGCACUCGUACAGUUUUGUGCUCGAGCCUGGCUCUCAUCAGUGGGUGAUAUAGCAAGAUGGAAGCAGAUAUUUCUGCACAUCAUGUCAGAGAAUUACCCGCCGGGGAGUUAUGAGAACUGGUCAAAGUGUCAGCAACUUGAGCCUCACAUUGCGCAGCUUGUAGAAACGCAGCCCGCAGAUGCUAAGGGUGCAACAGAAUGGGCGCGGUUAUUAACGAACGCAGGAUUGUAUGGGUGGCAAGUGGGAGUGUACGACAGGGCCGAGGCAUUGCUUUGGAAGGCAGUGGAGGUUCGAGAGGCAGUUCUUGGCGCAGAGAAUAGCAACACACUUACAAGCGUCAGCAAUCUUGCUCUUGUGCUGCGGUACCAGGGAAAGUACGAAGAGGCGGAGGUGAUGAACCGACGGGCGCUCGAUGGGAGUGAGAAGGCGCUGGGCAAGCACCAUCCGAACACACUCACGAGCAUCGACAAUCUUGCUCUUGUGCUGCUGUCCCAGGGAAAGUACGAAGAGGCGG
Messenger RNA from Microdochium trichocladiopsis, 2368 nucleotides. RefSeq names its product P-loop containing nucleoside triphosphate hydrolase protein. Gene Ontology annotation, molecular function: protein binding. Lineage: Eukaryota; Fungi; Ascomycota; Sordariomycetes; Xylariales; Microdochiaceae. The transcript is spliced from 2 exons. The record is from RefSeq and is a predicted model, not a curated record. The annotation marks the transcript as partial.